Messenger RNA from Procambarus clarkii (red swamp crayfish), 1731 nucleotides. Lineage: Eukaryota; Metazoa; Arthropoda; Malacostraca; Decapoda; Cambaridae. The record is from RefSeq and is a predicted model, not a curated record.
AUGACUGUCAGCGUGUAUGUGUCCGUCACGACUGUCAGCGUGUAUGUGUCCGUCACGACUGUCAGCGUGUAUGUGUCCGUCACGACUGUCAGCGUGUAUGGGUCCAUCAUGACUGUCAGCGUGUAUGGGUCCAUCACGACUGUCAGCGUGUAUGGGUCCAUCACGACUGUCAGCGUGUAUGUGUCCGUCACGACUGUCAGCGUGUAUGUGUCCGUCACGACUGUCAGCGUGUAUGGGUCCAUCACGACUGUCAGCGUGUAUGGGUCCGUCACGACUGUCAGCGUGUAUGUGUCCGUCACGACUGUCAGCGUGUAUGUGUCCGUCACGACUGUCAGCGUGUAUGUGUCCGUCACGACUGUCAGCGUGUAUGGGUCCGUCACGACUGUCAGCGUGUAUGGGUCCGUCACGACUGUCAGCGUGUAUGGGUCCGUCACGACUGUCAGCGUGUAUGUGUCCGUCACGACUGUCAGCGUGUAUGGGUCCGUCACGACUGUCAGCGUGUAUGGGUCCGUCACGACUGUCAGCGUGUAUGUGUCCGUCACGACUGUCAGCGUGUAUGUGUCCGUCACGACUGUCAGCGUGUAUGGGUCCGUCACGACUGUCAGCGUGUAUGUGUCCAUCACGACUGUCAGCGUGUAUGUGUCCGUCACGACUGUCAGCGUGUAUGGGUCCGUCACGACUGUCAGCGUGUAUGGGUCCGUCACCACUGUCAGCGUGUAUGGGUCCGUCACCACUGUCAGCGUGUAUGGGUCCGUCACCACUGUCAGCGUGUAUGGGUCCGUCACCACUGUCAGCGUGUAUGGGUCCGUCACCACUGUCAGCGUGUAUGGGUCCGUCACCACUGUCAGCGUGUAUGGGUCCAUCACGACUGUCAGCGUGUAUGGGUCCGUCAUGACUGUCAGCGUGUAUGGGUCCGUCACGACUGUCAGCGUGUAUGGGUCCAUCACGACUGUCAGCGUGUAUGGGUCCGUCACGACUGUCAGCGUGUAUGGGUCCAUCAUGACUUGUGAGAGUCCAGUAGAGUGUGAGAGUCCAGUAGAGUGCGAGAGUCCAGUAGAGUGUGAGAGUCCAGUAGAGUGUGAGAGUCCAGUAGAGUGCGAGAGUCCAGUAGAGUGUGAGAGUCCAGUAGAGUGUGAGAGUCCAGUAGAGUGCGAGAGUCCAGUAGAGUGUGAAAGUCCAGUAGAGUGCGAGAGUCCAGUAGAGUGUGAGAGUCCAGUAGAGUGCGAGAGUCCAGUAGAGUGUGAAAAGUGUGAGAGUCCAGUAGAGUGCGAGAGUCCAGUAGAGUGUGAGAGUCCAGUAGAGUGUGAGAGUCCAGUAGAGUGCGAGAGUCCAGUAGAGUGCGAGAGUCCAGUAGAGUGUGAAAGUCCAGUAGAGUGCGAGAGUCCAGUAGAGUGUGAGAGUCCAGUAGAGUGCGAGAGUCCAGUAGAGUGUGAAAGUCCAGGACUUUGUACGUCUGGCAAGCGGCUCGAGGACGCGGUAUCUAUAGCAACGGGAAUAAAGCGACCCAGCCUUGUGUCGGGUUAUAAAAGUUUAAUGAGAUUUAACAUCAAGGAUAAACUUAUGGAUGUCAGACUUCAGCCACGGGGAGAGGAAGGCGGGGAGGAGACUGAGUCUGGCACCACGCGACUGGUGCGGCCGGCGAGCGACAGCUGUUGGGGAACUUAUCUGGAGUUUUACGGCCAUUAUUCCAUUGAAAAGAAGACGAAGUCCCUGGAACCUCUCGUUGAGUGA